AUGCAUCAAUUACUACCAAAGGGUACAGGGGCAAUGGACAGGAAUCUUCUAACCAGUCUACCUCAGAUCAGUAAAGAACUUAAGAGAGAUGACAGAUCUUUGAGAAACAGGGUGCAGAGUAUUCUGUUGGACAACGAAUUUCUAGAAACUCGAGUUCACACUGCGUUUCCAGAUUUUCCUCUGAUACCCAACGAAAGAUGUGGAUUAUGGUACUGUAACCCAUCUCAUUUCGCGCAAACAAGUUACUUCAAGAGCACGGAUGGACAUGCUAAUCAGUGGGAUUUCAGUACUCGAAGGUUGAAUUUUCAUCUGCUGCCGACGUUGCAAGAGGCUGGUGGUGUUGUCAUUGUUGAUUCAACCAGAAGGGGUAAGAAAAUUCCUGAUGCAUUGAGCAAAACUGUACCACUGUGGUGCGCUGUAUUGAACUCAUUGAUGUUAGAAAGCGUUGGCAAGAAGUUCAAUGUUAAUGAUGUGCUUUUUGUCCCUCCUGAAACAGUUCCGGAAUCCGAACGAGAUCAAAUGGCUAAGAAACUGCCGGAUCUAGUAGAGAAACUCAAAAUCUUGAAUGUAUUUGAUGGUACAAAGACUAGUAGAAUGUUAGAUGGAAAGUUAUUGAGACCUUUUUGGGUUUUUCCAGGUUCAUCAUUGCUACAAUCAUGCACCGACAUAUUUACUGGUGAACAAAUACAGAAUAAAUGGGAAGUGUCUCGGGACGAAAAUAUCGUCCCUAUAAUUCUGUGUACAGUAAGCUACCAAGCUCAGGAUGGUAUAGAUAAAAGAAACGGUUUUACCUAUGUCCAGGGUGCAGCUGAUGACCAUGAAUUGUGGUCACACGGGCUGGAGGCAAAUAUUUUCUGGUCUAACAUCGACAAAUUCAAGAACUUAAGUGGCGGUGACAGUGAGCUAUACGAAAUAGUAGAUAAGAUGGUGACGCAACAGAACAAUAAUAUGCAACGUUCAGCACAGGCUGGAUCUUUGGAUAAAAUAAUGACAGGUAUUGAUAAAGUAACUUCUCUUCUAUCUCUUGGCGAAAUUCACGAUAAUGUCACUCUUAGUUCAGAAGCAAUUGCAGACUUGGAAAAAUGCUACUCCACAGUUAUUGUAUUGAGUGAGACGGUGCAUCUCGACAAAGACGCUUCCCAAGACAAUGAAAUGGUGAAAAUAUUUCGUCUUACAAGUGGGUCCAAAAAGUCAUCGAAAAACCUGCGCGCUAUGCUACCCGAUAUCAGCAAGACUAUAAAUAAUGCCAUCAUUUUGCAACCUAUUAAACCAUUGUUGAUAUGCUGUAACACAGGGAAAGAUAUGUCAAUCGGUGUUCUGCUGGCCGUUCUUUGCCAAAAUUACGACGAAGUCUGGGAUCUUUUGCCCGAAGAUGUAAAACCAUCUGUUUCAAAAAUUGUAAUUAGAAGACAUCUUACAAAGUUAAUAGCCCACUUAAAUGGGCGAAAUGUAAACCCUUCAAGAGCAACUUUGAACAGCAUAAAUAGUUUUCUCAUGUAA
Messenger RNA from Huiozyma naganishii CBS 8797, 1500 nucleotides. RefSeq names its product tRNA A64-2'-O-ribosylphosphate transferase (gene RIT1). Gene Ontology annotation, molecular function: tRNA adenosine(64)-2'-O-ribosylphosphate transferase activity. Gene Ontology annotation, cellular component: cytoplasm. Lineage: Eukaryota; Fungi; Ascomycota; Saccharomycetes; Saccharomycetales; Saccharomycetaceae. Gene Ontology annotation, biological process: charged-tRNA amino acid modification. The record is from RefSeq and is a predicted model, not a curated record. The transcript has a single exon. The coding region runs from base 1 to 1500 and encodes 499 amino acids.